UAUCCUUCCGCCGGCUGGGGAGCGAGGCGCGUCCCUGUGGUGCGAUAUCCUUCCGCCGGCCGGGAGCGCGCGGCCUUUCCCUCGCGACAGCACGAGCGAGCGAUGCGAACGGGCGGCGGCGACGACGACUGCGAGGCGGCUUCAGCUCACCACCACCGACACCCCUAAGCACCCUCCACGACUAAAGAUACAUAGCGAGACAACACCGAGGAACCUCGGACGGGUACGAGUGGCUGCCGGCACCGAUCGGAACGAGUCAGUCAGUCAGUCGCUCUUGUUGGCAAGCGAAACUCGACGGGCGAGCGAGCGGCUGCCGGACGGACGGACGGACGGAAUGGAGCUCAUCACAAUCCUCGAGAAAACCAUCUCUCCAGAUCGGAAUGAGCUGGAGGCUGCGCAGAAGUUUCUGGAGCAGGCGGCCAUAGAGAACCUGCCGACUUUCCUGGUGGAGUUGUCCAAAGUGUUGGCCAACCCGGGAAACACGCAGGUAGCACGCGUGGCGGCGGGCCUGCAGGUGAAGAACUCUCUGACCGCCAAAGACCCGGACGUCAAAGCUCGGUACCAGCAGAGAUGGCUGGCUGUGGACGCCAACGCUCGCUGCCAGAUCAAAAACUACGUUCUGCAGACAUUGGGCACGGAGACGUAUCGGCCCAGCUCGGCGUCGCAGUGCGUGGCCGGCAUCGCCUGCGCCGAGAUUCCGGUUCACCAGUGGCCCGAACUCAUCCCGCAGCUGGUGGCCAACGUGACCGGCCCGUCCAGUACCGAGCACAUGAAGGAGUCCACCCUGGAGGCCAUCGGAUACAUCUGCCAGGACAUUGAUCCCGAGCAGCUUCAGGAAAACGGCAACGAGAUCCUGACGGCCAUCAUCCAGGGCAUGAGGAAGGAGGAGCCCAGCAACAAUGUCAAACUGGCCGCCACAAACGCGCUCCUCAACUCUCUGGAGUUCACCAAAGCCAACUUUGACAAGGAGACUGAGAGGCACGUCAUCAUGCAGGUGGUGUGCGAGGCCACACAGUGUCCAGAUACCCGAGUGCGGGUGGCGGCCCUUCAGAACCUGGUCAAGAUCAUGUCUUUGUACUAUCAGUACAUGGAGGCCUACAUGGGCCCCGCUCUGUUCGCGAUCACCAUCGAGGCGAUGAAGAGCGAGAUCGAUGAGGUGGCGCUGCAGGGCAUCGAGUUCUGGUCCAACGUGUGCGAUGAGGAGAUGGACCUCGCCAUUGAGGCGUCCGAGGCCUCGGAGCAGGGCCGCCCCCCAGAGCACACCAGUAAGUUCUACGCCAAGGGCGCGCUGCAGUACUUGGUCCCCAUCCUGACUCAGACCCUCAUCAAGCAGGACGAGAACGACGACGACGACGACUGGAACCCGUGCAAGGCGGCGGGCGUUUGCCUGAUGCUGCUGUCCACAUGCUGCGAGGACGACGUGGUGCCGCACAUCCUGCCCUUCAUCAAAGAGCACAUUAAGCACCCCGACUGGCGCUACCGCGACGCCUCCGUCAUGGCCUUCGGUUCCAUCCUGGAAGGACCCGAGCCCAGCCAGCUCAAACCGCUCGUCAUCCAGGCGAUGCCGACGCUGAUUGAGCUGAUGAAGGACCCCGGCGUGGUGGUGAGGGACACCACGGCGUGGACCGUGGGUCGGAUCUGCGAGCUGCUGCCCGAGGCGGUCAUCAAUGAAGUCUACCUGGCGCCGCUCCUGCAGUGUCUGAUCGAGGGCCUGGGGGCCGAGCCGCGGGUGGCCAACAACGUGUGCUGGGCCUUCUCGUCUCUGGCGGAGGCGGCGUACGAGGCCACGGAGGUGGGCGAUGACCAGGAGGAGCCCAGCACGUACUGCCUGUCGUCCUCCUUCGAGCUCAUCGUCCAGAAGCUGCUGGAGACGACGGACAGACCUGACGGCCAUCAGAACAACCUGCGCUCCGCCGCCUACGAGGCGCUUAUGGAGAUCGUGAAGAACAGCGCUAAGGACUGCUACCCCGCCGUGCAGAAGACCACCCUGGUCAUCAUGGAGAGGCUCCAGCAGGUCUUACAGAUGGAGUCGCACAUCCAGAGCACCUCGGACAGAAUCCAGUUCAACGACCUUCAGUCGCUGCUGUGCGCCACGCUCCAGAACGUCCUCCGGAAGGUGCAGCACCAGGACGCCCUGCAGAUCUCGGACGUGGUGAUGGCCUCGCUGCUCAGAAUGUUCCAGAGCACGGCCGGUUCCGGAGGCGUGCAGCAGGAGGCGCUCAUGGCCGUCUCCACCCUGGUGGAAGUUCUGGGAGCAGAAUUCCAGAAGUACAUGGAGGCCUUCAAGCCUUUCCUCACCAUCGGCCUGAAGAAUUACGCAGAGUAUCAGGUGUGUCAGGCCACCGUGGGUUUGGUGAGCGACCUGUGCCGAGCUCUGUCGUCCAACAUCCUGCUCUACUGCGACGAGAUCAUGCAGCUCCUCCUGGAGAACCUCGGGAACGAGAACGUCCAUCGGUCGGUGAAGCCGCAGAUUCUGUCGGUGUUCGGCGACAUCGCCAUGGCCAUCGGAGGAGAGUUCAAGAAGUACCUGGAGAUCGUGUUGGACACGCUGCAGCAGGCUUCGCAGGCCCAAGUGGACAAGACGGACUACGACAUGGUGGACUACCUAAACGGGCUGCGCGAAGGCUGUCUGGAGGCGUACACGGGCAUCAUUCAGGGUCUGAAGGGCGACCAGGAGAACGUCCACCCGGACGUGAUGCUGGUGCAGCCUCGCGUGGAGUUCAUCCUGUCCUUCAUCCAUCACAUCGCCGAGGACGACGACCACUCCGACGUGGUCGUGGCCAACGCCGUCGGACUCAUCGGCGACCUGUGUACGGCGUUCGGCAAAGACGUGAUGAAGCUGGUGGAGGCCCGCCCGCUCAUCAACGAUCUGCUGACGGAAGGACGCCGCUCCAAAACCAGCCGGACCAAAAUGCUGGCCACCUGGGCCACGAAGGAGCUACGCAAGCUCAAGAGCCAGGCCUGAUGCGCGUGUGGCGACGGGAGCGGCACGCGUGCGCGUCUGGCGUUGAGGACAAAAUGGACGACAUAGUCUGCCCGGCGACGCCUCAACUCGAUUGACGUGUGAAGACGACGACGACGAAGACGAUGAUGAAGAUGACGACGAUGAGUGUCUUGUGUAUGAGAGACGACGACGACGACAUCACCACCUUGCGGUCCGCCGGGCCGCUCUUCUUCUUGCUCCUCCCCCUGACAGCCUGUGGACAACUCUGACUCCUCCCCUGAAUAAAAGCCCCGCCUCUCGCUCCCCGGCCGGACGAUCCCGCCGGUGGGGGAGGGGCUCGAAUCACGACUUUUUGUUGCUUUGGCGUUUCUUCAGCCCGCGGCUCGCCGGAUGGCGAAAGACCACCACGCCGUCCCCGAUCGGCCCGUUACCGGCCGGGCGCAAAGUCUUUUGACAAUAAAAGCACUUGAGGGGCGAGCGCCAAAGGAAGCGGCCGCGCUCGGUUCGGCUUUUGGGUCGCUCCGCAUUUUUGCUUGAGAAUUGAAGACGUUUGUUAAAGCUUCUAUUUUUCCAUUAUGAAAAGAAAAAAAACAAUAAAAUAAGAUGAAACAUUCCCCGA
Molecule: messenger RNA, 3563 nt
Organism: Phyllopteryx taeniolatus (common seadragon)
Lineage: Eukaryota; Metazoa; Chordata; Actinopteri; Syngnathiformes; Syngnathidae
Gene: kpnb1
Product: karyopherin (importin) beta 1
Exons: 22
Coding region: 335-2965 (876 amino acids)
Biological process (GO): protein import into nucleus
Cellular component (GO): cytoplasm; nucleus
Molecular function (GO): nuclear import signal receptor activity; small GTPase binding
Source: RefSeq, a predicted model, not a curated record